GCUGCAACCCGACCUCGCCACCUCGCUGGUGCCAGCCGCGGCCCGCAGCACUCCGCUCCUCCUUACAAGCAGAAACAGCAGCGGGCUGCCAACCGCGGGAGCUUCAGCAACAGCGGUCGGCCGCGCGCGGAGCUGAAAUCCAACAAUUGAAGGUAUCUUUUUCAGGGUGAAGUUCCAGUAUCUUCAUGUCAAUGAAGAGCAGGAUACCUCUCAUUCUUCUAGCUUGUGGCUCCUUUAACCCCAUCACAAAUAUGCAUAUGCGUUUAUUUGAGCUGGCUAGAGAUCACCUGCAUCAAACAGGAAGAUACCAAGUGAUUGAAGGCAUAAUGUCUCCUGUCAAUGAUGCCUAUGGAAAGAAAGGCUUGGUUUCAGCAAGGCAUCGGAUAGCAAUGGCCAAAUUAGCACUGGAGACAUCUGAUUGGAUUCGAGUUGAUCCAUGGGAGACUGAGCAGGAGUCAUGGACAGAGACAGUAAAAGUGUUAAGGCACCAUUACAAUGAGUCAGUCAGACUGCUCCAGUCCAAGAAGGAAUUUGUGAAAAACAAACAGCCCACAGAAAGAUCUACAGGAAAUUUCAUUUCUUCUCAGUGCUCAGUUACACCGGAACUAAAGCUGCUCUGUGGGGCUGAUUUUCUACAUACGUUUCAGACACCCAAUCUCUGGAAGAAAGAGCACAUCCAAGAAAUCUUAGAACAGUUUGGUUUGGUCUGUAUAAGCCGUGCUGGCUCUGAUCCUGCUCAGUACAUCAAUGAAUCAGAACUUCUAACUAAAUUUCAGCACAAUAUCUUUCUAGUGAAAGAAUGGAUUCAGAAUGAAAUCAGUUCAACACAGAUACGCCACGCCUUGUGCAGAGGAUUAAGUGUAAAAUACCUCAUACCAGAUUCUGUCAUAGCCUACAUUGCUUACCAUAAUAUCUACACAGAAGAAAGUGAGCGGAAGAAUGAAGGUGACUUGCUUCAGCCUCUGAAGUUGCAUAACACAGCGGGUGCCUUCAGCUAUCCUGUGAGUUAACAGCAAGCUCUGGAGGAUUGCUCUAUCUUUGGUUUUUCUUACACUCGGGAAAGAAGAAGGAAAACAGGCAAAGGCCUGACUGUGGGCCUCAUGUAGCUUCUUAUUUUACUUAAACAGGACUGCAUAAAACCAUGAUAUACUAGAAGGGUAGAUUCAACAGAUAUGGAAAACUAGCUACUCACUUGUCUGAAAGAGAGUAGCUGCUACUACUUCACACUGAAUGAGUGCCAGCACUUGACAUUUUCUGUAUUGCCACUAAAAUGCAAAUUGUUUUCUAACCUAAGAGUACACAUUUGGCUCAGAAUUAAUAAAAUAUAGAUAAGUACGUUUGGGAAGUGUGAUAACUUGCACUGCUGAAAUCAGCAUACAGACUUCAAGGACUUUUGGUCUAAUGUACUGGAACUACUUGGAUAUUAUCCCUUUGAAAUAAAGAACUCUGCUCAUGUAGGA
This is a messenger RNA of Lagopus leucura (white-tailed ptarmigan), 1460 nucleotides long. It is a transcript of the gene NMNAT3, whose product is annotated as nicotinamide nucleotide adenylyltransferase 3. Gene Ontology annotation, molecular function: nicotinate-nucleotide adenylyltransferase activity; nicotinamide-nucleotide adenylyltransferase activity. Gene Ontology annotation, cellular component: mitochondrion. NCBI's taxonomy places the organism in Eukaryota, Metazoa, Chordata, Aves, Galliformes, Phasianidae. The transcript has 7 exons. The coding region runs from base 186 to 1010 and encodes 274 amino acids. The record is from RefSeq and is a predicted model, not a curated record. Gene Ontology annotation, biological process: NAD+ biosynthetic process.